GUCGGAUGGGAGUGGGGGGGUUUCGUCGCGGGGCUCCUUCGUCGCGCGUCGCAUUGUGCGACUGACGGCAAGCGCCAGCAGGCGACGACGUCGCCCGCCGGUCGUCGAGGUCCAUCGGAGGGGCUUCGUCGUGAGCGAUUGAAAGCCGGAGAAGCGAGUUCGUGUGGAAUUCGGGGACGUAGGUUGGUCCGGGCCCUCGCCAUCCCUACGGACGCCUGCUCAGGACGCGCUGCAAGCGCGCGCGCCUAGCGCUGCGCUAUCGCGGUUGGGUUCGGCGUCGCGAUGACGUGGCAGUGCCACGUGUGCGCGUCGCCGUGCGAUGGGCGCGUUCGCUGCGGCGAGUGCGGCGUCGUCAUUUACUGUAGCAGGCGACACCAGCUGGCGCACUGGCAGCAGCACCAGCAGUGGGGGGAGUGCUCUCGCUUCGCCCGGCAGCUGCAGCAGGCGCCACUUGUGCUGGACCUGCCCUUCCCGUUCCUGCAUGCCUCCGUCAUCCAGGUGGAGCAAGGGCAGCACACCAUGUGCUCCUUCCUCGCCUCUCGCCACCUGCACGCGUGGGGUGCAUACGCAGCCCUCUGCGACUGCUCAGCCUUGCGUGAGCUGCCACCAGCCGUGGAGGAGAGACGAACUCCGCCACACGCCCCUUGCGCCCCGUCUGACCGCCCCACCCCAACCUCUUUCCGCACCACACAGCCCGCCUCCCUUCCCCCUCUCCCCUUCGCGCCUCUCUCCUGGCGCCACUACUACCUGUGGAGGCGCCUUCCCCUGGAGUCGCCUGCAGCGCUGCUGCUGCACACUCCCCUCAGCAUCGUCGCCGCCCUGCACUCCCUCCUCCAACCCGCCCCUCCGCCUCCUCCCGCCCUCCCUCCUCCACUUGCUGCCAUGGCUGAUGGCGUGGGGCGCACCCCCUCAGGGGCGGACAGCCCUUCAGGCGCUGCAUGUGGGAGGGGGCGGAGAGAGGGGGCGGAGCAGGGCGCACAUGCAGCAAGGCAGCAGCAGCAGCAUGAGCAGCAUGAGCAGCAUCAAGGCCAGGAGUGCGGGUCUGGCAAUCAGCUCUCCGUGUGCAUCCAUGUUCUAGGCGCGGACAGGGAGGCAUCAGAGGCCGCAUCAUUGGCUGAGCUGCGCCUACUGCUGCCAGCAGUGGACACGUGUCUCCACCUCAUUGGCCCCAGCAUUCCAGCACACUUGCACAACAAGUGCGUCCUGCUUCACCACCCUCCUGUCUUUGAGCCGACCGAGCCACCACUUGCUGAACCACAACCGACUGAGCCACAACCUGCCGAUCCACAACCUGCCGACCCACAACGUACCAAGCGACGGCAGGCAGAGCAAUCUCUCAUGCAAGGCGUUUCUGUGAACGCAGGUCAGAGAGAAAAGCGCACUGGUAGCAUGUGCGGUCAAAGCGAGUGCGCCCAGCCCUUCCCCCAGCCCUCGCCAGGCAUUUCUCCCAACCCAUCAGCUGCACGCACAGAGCCCACAGCAGCGCCCACAGCAGCGCCCACAGCAGCGCCCACAGCAGCGCCCACAGCAGCGCCCACAGCAGCGGGCACAGCAGGGCCCAUAGCUGUGCACUUCCACCGGGGCCUGUACCACCACGUGCUGCCCUCCCUCGCCAGCUGCCCUGCCUCCAGCGCCGCACCUCUGUCCACCUGGCAGCACCAACCACAGCAGGCACCCCGUCACCGCCACACUGACCAGCAUCCCCCCCUCGCCCUCCACGCGCUCAGCACUCAAGUCACCCUCCCCCAGCGCCGCCCCUGCCACUACCCCUCCCUGCUCUUCCUCCCCAAUGCGGGCCUGCCCGCCUUCCCCUCCUGGCGAGACACCCUGGUCCUCAUGCUGCGCCUACGUCUGCCAGCGCUCGUGACGGACUACAGCCUCGAGGCUGCAGAGAGGGCCAGAGAGGCGCUCUGCUCACUGGCUGGAGAGCUGCGGAGGGAAGCAGAGGGAGCAGUAGAGGCAGACUCAGCUAGUGCUCCGUUGGAGCCAGUCAUUAGCGAGGUCCGCCUGAACCCCUUUCGAAUGCCCUUCGCCCAUCGCAUGGCCAGCCUCGCCCUGCCCUCGCUGCCCAACUGCUGCUACUUCACCCUCACCUUCCCCGCUGCUACCACCGCUGCUGCUGCUGCUGCUGCUGCUGCUGCUGCUGCUGCUGCUGCUGCUCUUGCUACCACCGCUGCAGAGACGAGUGCAUGAACAGCUAGCAUGCAUACAUGCCUGACCGUGCCCUCCCUGCCCACCUGCUGCCACUUCACUCUCAUGCCACCACUUGCUGCUGCGCAUGCGAGAGCUUCUUAGCUGAGUGCAUGGGCAGCUGUCAUGCAUGCAUUCGUCCAUUGCCCUGCCCUCCCUGCCCGGCUGCUGCCACUUCACCCUCGCCUUUUCCACCGAGACCCGGUGUUGCUAGUGCUUGGUGGAUGCUGGAGGCUACCCAUCACCCGGUACUGGUACUUGUGGUGCUCAUGUGGAUGUUGAGUCGCUGCCAUGACUUGUUGCUCACAUGUGGCUCACCUACCGUAAUCUCCCGGCAUGAUUACCCCCCCGAAAAAGGGACUCUGGGUCUUUUUUCCGGACCAUGGGUCUUAAUAUCGUAAAGGGAUUGUGAGGACCCGCUGUUUGGGGUAAAUCAUUUGAGGACCCCCCCC
Molecule: messenger RNA, 2642 nt
Organism: Closterium sp. NIES-67
Lineage: Eukaryota; Viridiplantae; Streptophyta; Zygnematophyceae; Desmidiales; Closteriaceae
Source: the annotation of a GenBank genome assembly